Messenger RNA from Aspergillus calidoustus, 1659 nucleotides. Lineage: Eukaryota; Fungi; Ascomycota; Eurotiomycetes; Eurotiales; Aspergillaceae. The record is from the annotation of a GenBank genome assembly.
AUGGAGAACAGAUUUGUCCCUUAUUCCGAUGGCCCUUCUGAGCAGGACCGCACUGCAAUUGCACCCACCAUUGAGGCCAUCCGAAAAGUCUUCCAGGUGCACUCGUUUUCCAUCGGAGUAGUUUAUCACGGCGAAACUGUCUACACCAAGGGAUUUGGAUAUGCCAACCAGGAGAACAGCCGAGUGCCGGACAAGGACACCAUCUACACGCUAGCCUCAUGCACAAAGGGCUUUACGGGCACCGCGAUCGGUCUCUUGGCCUACCAGGGCAAGAUCAACUUGGACGAGAAAGUCACGCACUAUUUACCAUCGUUCCAUACGAAGAACAGCCCCGCCGUAAGCCAGCAGAUGACGGUCAAGGACUUGCUCUCCCAUUGCUCAGGGCUCUCCCCACUGCCGUACGAGGUAAUUGGCAAGAAUGGCUCCGUCUUUGCCCGCAGAGAAGACGUCAUCCAGAUUUGCAACAAUCACCCGCACGAGUCAGAUUUCUGCUCCGAGUGGAAGUACAACAAUUGGAUGACAUUCGGGCAACUCGUGCAGCACGAGGUCUUUGAUCCUCUAGGCAUGACCCGCACUGCAACCAAGAAUCCUAAAACCGACGACAACUACGCCCGUCCGUAUCUCGCCUUCUCCGACGGGUCAUCGGACCCUGUCCAGCUUCCUGGUCUCUCGGACGGCUGGGCGUUUGAUGCCUCUGGGUCUCUGCGAUCCUCCGUCAGCGAUAUGCUCACCUGGGCCAAAGCCUUGAUGAAUGCCCGGAGAACCUCUUUCGAUGACCACAAGGAGGUUUCUCCCCCAUAUUCUUACCCUUUCUCCUGGCUAUCUGCGUGCCUCAAGUCUCGACAACCCCGUCCACCGCAUCCGCUUGUCACUCGUCCACGCCCUAAGGGCCGCCAGACACCGCAUUUCCCACUCGCUACAGACCCCAACCAGGCAUACGCCCUGAGCCUCUUCACAUUCCAGCUCCCAACAACCGAAAUGAACCUCGUUACCAACACCGACGUGAUCACCACGCCGUACCGCAUCGGCGCAGCCUCUCCCCCCUUGACCGUCGUCGGCCACACGGGCGAGCUAGGCGGUUUCCUCUCGGCUUACUGGACACUCUCCGAGGAGGACAGCGCGGUCGUGGUUCUUUGCAACUCCUUCCAGCUCAACGGCGACCCUACCAACAUCGUCGCCCAGUUACUAAUCCAAACGCUCUUUAACUUGCAGCCGCAGGUCGACUUCCUGAGCGUCGCACCGGAGAUUGUCACAAACGCAAAAGCACGCUGGCACACCCUCGUGCACGAGUGGACCGCCCAUCGCAUCCAGGGGACGGUCCCUAGCGAAGCACAGAGUUAUGCCGGCACGUACACCAACACGGGUCUCGCCAUGUCACUCGAGGUCGUCGCGGAAGGCUCAUCCAAAUUACGUCUUUGCAUCAACGACAAUGAAGAGCAGACUUUCGAGCUUUACCACUACCACCGCGAUACCUGGACGUUCCUGCCUGCCAGUCGCGACGAGGCUAUUCGACAAGGCUACUCGCCUUAUCUAUACUCGCGGCAGGCGUUCCUCAUUGAGUUCACGGACGUGGCCGACAACCACUUCCAGUCCAUCCGCUGGAAAUUGGAUUUCGAUCAGAGGAUCGAGAAGCAGGUGUUUGACUUUUCGGCGAAAUAG